Molecule: messenger RNA, 945 nt
Organism: Rhopalosiphum maidis (corn leaf aphid)
Lineage: Eukaryota; Metazoa; Arthropoda; Insecta; Hemiptera; Aphididae
Product: 14-3-3-like protein
Exons: 1
Coding region: 1-945 (314 amino acids)
Biological process (GO): signal transduction
Cellular component (GO): cytoplasm
Source: RefSeq, a predicted model, not a curated record
AUGGACGUGGAACAAGUGCCAACAGUGGAAACGAAGGAAAAGUGCCUGUGGAAGGCGAAGCUGGCGCAGGAGGCCAACCGGUUUGAGGACAUGGCCCGGUACAUGAGGCGGGUGGCCGAGUGCGGGGAGCCCAUGACCAAGGACGAGGACAACAUGCUGGCUGUGGCGUACAAGCACGUGCUGGACACGAAGCGCUCGUCCAGGCGGACACUGGUGACGGUCGAGCAGAAGGACGGCAUCGCGUCGUGGGAGGCCGAGGUGACCCGCAAAUACCGCACGCGCGUCGACGACGAGCUGCGCGCGCUGUGCACCGAAGUGCUGUCCGUGGUCGACAGCUGGCUGACGUCCGAUCGCCCAGAGACCGCGGACCCGGCCACCGGCGUGUUUUACUGGAAGCUGUGCGCCGACUACAACCGGUACGCGGCCGAGGUGAUCGACGACCCUGAUGACCGGGCCACGGUGGUGGCCGUGUCCAGGGCCGCUUACGAGCGGGCCGACCAGUUGGGCCGUACAUCCCUCCGGCCCAUCGACCCGAUCCGGCUCGGACUCAUGCUCAACUACUCCGUGUUCCUGUACCAGGUGUGCCAACAGCGGCAGCAGGGCCACGACGUGGCCAAGCAUGCGUUCAACGAGGCCUUGUCCGAGAUAGACGCCAUCGACGAUACCAUGUACGACGACUCGACGCUCAUCCUGCGGCUCAUCCGCGACAACCUGUCCAUAUGGAUCCAAGAGAACGGAGGCGAAUUGUACACCGCGACCACUGAGGACCAGGCGGUCGUUGCAGUGGACCCGCAGCAGCAGGUGUCGACCGUGCCGGCGGAAGACCUAGUGACUACGGGCGCGGUCGUCGCUUCCACCGUUCUGCUGUCGCUGUCGCCCUCGGCCGUCAACGUCGAAUCGCAGCUUGACAUCGAUCGCCAAUCGUUGCAGGACAACAUUGAUUAA